UCAGGUGAGUUGGUUGAAGAGAGCAGAGGGCAGCAAUCGGUGAUCGUCCGAGAGGGAUCCGGAUGUCGUCUCUGUCCACGAAGAGGGAGAACGGCCGGCGACGGCCUCCGAGCGUCGAUGGCCGGAGCCAGCACGGGAGUGAGAUCGAUGCCUCGUGGUCCUCGGCUGCCAGCAGCAGCUACGACUUCGCCAAAGGAUCGAGCUACCCCGACCGGCCGCGCGACAGCCCGGAUCGGAGGAAGCUCUCCUCCCUCGGCUCGGUGAGGCUCGUCGCCGGAGCCUUCACGUCGUGCUUCUCCCCUCUGCGCCGCACACGCGAGCAAGAAGAGCAAGGCCUCUCCGAAACGGUGGUAUCGACUGUGAGCAGCGAGAGCUCCAUGGGAAGCAAGGCGAGCAGCGGUCGGCAAUUCAAGAUGCCGAGACAAGAGGAUUGCCGGGCUUUCGGGAUGCUCAAGCUCUCCUAUGCGGAGAUUGCCCGCGCCACCAACAACUUCUCCGCGGAAAAUGAAAUCGGAAGGGGCGGAUUCGGCGUCGUCUACAGAGGCAGGCUUCGGGAUGGGACCUUCGUCGCCGUCAAGCGUGCCAAAAAGGGUUUACACGACUACCAUUUGUCCGCAGAGUUCGAAAGUGAGAUCAAGACGCUGUCAAUGGUGGAACAUCUGAACCUCGUUAGAUUUUUUGGAUGCCUUGAGAGCCCAGACGAAUGGAUAAUAGUGGUGGAGUAUGUCCACAAUGGAACCCUACGAGAUCACCUACAUGAUAAACGCUUCAAGGUGCUCCAACUUGGCGCUCGUCUGGAUAUCGCCAUUGAUAUUGCUCAUGCAAUCACAUACCUUCACAUGUAUGCAGAGCAUCCGAUCAUCCACAGGGAUAUAAAGCCCGCGAACAUCCUCUUAACCGAUAAACUAAGAGCCAAAGUAGCAGACUUCGGCUUUGCAAGAUUGACGUCAGAUGAUCCAACGGCUACCCACGUCUCCACACAGAUCAAGGGGACGGCAGGACGUAUGGACCCCGAGUACCUCAGUACCAUGCAGCUUACGGAGAAGAGUGACGUUUAUUCCUUCGGUGUUCUACUCGUUGAGUUAAUGACCGGAAGAUGCCCCAUCGAAAGAGGAAGAGGAGCCAAGGAGAGGGUGACCGUUACGUGGGUAAUGAAGAAGCUUCGAGAUGGAGAAGCUGCCUCACUUAUUGAUCCAAGAUUAACAAGAAACCAAGCUGCAGAUCUGGCCGUUGAGAAUGUCUUAACGUUGGCUUCCCAGUGUCUUCUUCCUACAAGAAGAGAGGAGAGGCCUAGCAUGAAAGAGUGCGCAGAAGUACUCUGGGGCAUCAGAAAAAUCUAUAGGGAUGCUCAUCAUGUUUAGCUUCCCUCUCCCCCUUCGAAUCAUCAGGCGACCUCUUACGGUAAGCAUACAUGGUAGUCCCCCGAAGAAAUACGCGCCACUCCUCCUCGAAAUAUAGUCCCCCUGCGUGGCUCCAUCUCGGAACAGAAUGGUGUGAUGAAAGAAUUAUAUUUCUUUAGAUACCGUCUCGUGACACAGGGAUUAGAAGCUCUGUACAUGUUGUGUAUUAUGGUUACCUACUAUCAGUCUCAUUGCGUGUAAAUUUUAAUCGACAAAGUACCUUCACUUGCAACAGCAGCUUCUCGAUGGCUUUUUUCUCA
Molecule: messenger RNA, 1660 nt
Organism: Nymphaea colorata (pocket water lily)
Lineage: Eukaryota; Viridiplantae; Streptophyta; Magnoliopsida; Nymphaeales; Nymphaeaceae
Product: calmodulin-binding receptor-like cytoplasmic kinase 2
Exons: 6
Coding region: 63-1361 (432 amino acids)
Biological process (GO): protein phosphorylation
Molecular function (GO): ATP binding; protein kinase activity
Source: RefSeq, a predicted model, not a curated record